This is a messenger RNA of Chlorella variabilis, 1779 nucleotides long. RefSeq lists its product as hypothetical. The transcript has 15 exons. NCBI's taxonomy places the organism in Eukaryota, Viridiplantae, Chlorophyta, Trebouxiophyceae, Chlorellales, Chlorellaceae. Bases 1 to 1779 code for a protein of 592 amino acids. The record is from RefSeq and is a predicted model, not a curated record. Gene Ontology annotation, molecular function: oxidoreductase activity; heme binding; iron-sulfur cluster binding.
AUGCGUGCCGUCGUCGCACCCACGCAAACCCCGGGCUGCGCCGGGCGCCUGCACAGGCGCGCUGAUGCGGUUGGGGCUGUGCCAUCACGCCGCCGCACGGCGGUGGUGCUGCGGGCUGUGGAGGCGCCAGGCGUGGAGGUGCCGCCCCUGAGCGAGGAGGUGGCUGCCAGGAUUGAGGAGCUGGGCCUGGACUUUGAGCGCAGCGGCCUCAAGUACCUUCCCAACGAAGCAAGGAUGCGCGCCAUGGACCGCAAGUCGGUCAAGUUUGAGAAGACCAAGAACGAGAAGUGCGGCAGCCACAUGUGGGAGGACGUGAGCGAGCUGGCCCAGCUGAUCCGGGAGGGCAAGACCAGCUGGCAGGACCUGAACCUGGACGACGUGGAUGUGCGGCUCAAGUGGGCGGGCCUCUUCCACCGCCGCAAGCGCACGCCCGGCCGCUUCAUGAUGCGCCUCAAGGCGAGAGGGGGCCCACCUUCGGUGCCCAACGGCGAGCUGACCGCCGCCCAGCUGCGCUACCUGGCCUCCUGCAUCGAGCGGUACGGCGCCGACGGCUGCGCAGACAUCACCACCCGCGCCAACAUCCAGCUGCGGGGCGUGACGCUGGAGGAUGCCGACGGAAUCAUCGCCGGCCUGCAGGAGCACGGCCUCACCUCCUUCAUGAGCGGCAUGGAUAAUGUGCGCAACAUCACGGGCAGCCCCAUCGCCGGCAUCGACCCUCACGAGCUGGUGGACCCGCGCCCGCUGACGCACGAGCUCAACGCCGCCAUCACGAACAAUGGCAAAGGCAACGCCGCGCUCACCAACCUGCCGCGCAAGAUCAACAUCGGCAUCUCCUCCUCGCGCGACGACUACGCCCACUGCCACAUCAACGACGUGGGACUCAAGGCGGUGAAAGACCCGGCCACCGGCGAGGUGGGCUUCAACGUGGAGCUGGGCGGCUACUUCUCCAUCAAGCGUAACGUGGUCAGCAUCAGCGGCGACACCUUCCUGUCGUACGACCAGGUGGUCCCUUACUGCAUGGCCCUGCUGGAGGUGUUCAGGGACCACGGCGCGCGGGACGACCGCCAGAAGGCGCGGCUGAUGUGGCUGGUGGAGGCGAUGGGCGUGGAUGCGUUCCGGGGCGCCAUCGAGCAGCGCAUGGGCCAGAGCCUGCGCCGCGAGGUGCAUGUGGCGUAUGACGACGUGUGGGAGCGGCGGGACGUGCUGGGCAUCCACGCCCAGAAGCAGGAGGGCCUGUUCUGGGCAGGCGCCUGCGUGCCGGCGGGGCGCCUGCACGCCGCGGACUUUGCGGCGCUGGCGGACGCAGCAGAGAAGUACGGCGACGGCAGCGUGCGGCUGACUGUUGAAGAGAAUGUGGUGCUGCCCAACGUGCCAGAGGCGAAGCUGGCGGCGCUGCAGGCGGACCCCCUGUUCCAGCGCUUCCCCAUCCACGGAGGCAACCUGCUGCGGGGCCUGGUGUCGUGCACGGGCGCCCAGUUCUGCCCGCUGGCGCUGAUUGAGACCAAGGGGCGGGCGCUGGAGGUGGUGCGGGAGCUGGAGGCGCAGCUGGAUGUGCCCGCCAUGGUCCGCAUGCACUGGACCGGCUGCCCCAACUCGUGCGGCCAGGCUCAGGUGGGCGACAUUGGGAUCAUGGGGGCCCCCGCCAAGCUGGACGGCAAGGCUGUCGAGGGGGUGAAGAUCUUCCUGGGUGGAAAGAUCGGGGAGAACCCAGAGGCAAGCAUGCGCUGCGCUGCGCUGCCUGCAGCUGCACUGGGCGCCCGCCGUGCAGGGCUGCCCUGA